Molecule: messenger RNA, 2423 nt
Organism: Ectocarpus sp. CCAP 1310/34
Lineage: Eukaryota; Phaeophyceae; Ectocarpales; Ectocarpaceae
Source: the annotation of a GenBank genome assembly
UGCUGCGCAACGUGCGUACAACGUACAAAGCGCGUGUAGGCGUCGAACCAAUAAGCUGCUGAUACCGCGAUAUACAUUGCACAAGCUCCUUGGUGGUGUGGGGGUCUGCGGCGGCAGUGCCAGCUGAAAUGCUUCAAGUGAGACACGUCGUCCGCAACGGGAAAGUCAUCCUCGUGUACGUUCUCGCCAGCAGCAGACGACGAUGCCUGCCGACAUUUGCCGCCCGGGCUCACAGCCUGAACAACAACCGGCCAGACCACAGCAAUGCUAGUGGUCCAGUAGAGUCGGGCGCUUUGACCAGAACCACGAGCCCCAGCGACGACAAGCUGGCCAAGGAAACGCGCAGACGGACAGAUUCUCCGGCCGAGAGCCCUACGAACGGCACCAGCAGCACUGGCAGCAACCGCGAUAGCAACAGCACCAGCAAUAGCAACAGGAAGUUGGUCGCAGCGGACAAGAAGAGCGCGAGGCGAAGUGUCAAGGAGCUCAUCGCUCAGUUCACGAAAGGAACCAAGGUGCUUUGGCUUGACUUCAAGGGGUCGAGGCAGACCAAGGCAAAGAAAAGAGCCGGCCAGGUACUCACUUUUCAGGAGAACCGGCAGCUACGUCAGGUCGGGCGAGACCUUGCGAAGGCCUUGCCUGUCCUGACCGUGUUCUCGUUACCCAUCGCGGGCUACCUGGCGCCUGCACUCGGAUACAUCUUCCCCAAGACGAUGCUCCCUCCGCAGUUUUGGACCUCGCCCCAGAGGCUUCGGUUCAUGCUUGAGGAUGCCAAGAAGCAGGAGGUCUCAUCUUUCCCCAAGCUUUUGCAGCACCUGGCAAUGAUGGCGUCGUCUCCCCGACCCAACAGCAGCCCCGGACAGCUGCAGUUUUCGGCCACGUGGUUCUGGAAGGAAGGCAACUUGAACAGAUUGUCACGGGAGCACCUUUUGCAGCUAAUGAAGUCUUGCAACACCGUGCCGCCAUUCAAGAGGGCAACCGCCAGAUUUGCUCCCAAGUCAUCGCUGGUGUCCUGGCUUACCACAGAAGCCACAUCGAUCAGCAACGACGAUCUGGCUCUCAGAAAGCAGUUUUAUGACGAAGCAAAAGCACGCAUUUCCGGGCAGGAGGAAGGGUCGAAAUUGAAUCUGACGGCUCCGGAAGUUCUACUUCUAUGCUGGGAGAGGGGGCUGUUGAGAUCGCAGCACUGGCCGGACGCCCACCUGCGAUGGGCAGCGGAUGGUGCUACCAGUGGCAGCGCGGGUACUGCUGUCGACGAACCGAUUCCAGAGGCAGAGGCGAAAGCGAUGCUCGGAAGCUUGAGAGCCUACCUGUCCCUCUACGAUUCGCCAUCCGCGACUCGGAACCUGCGGGGCCGCUCCCUGGAUGAUUCUGUCGGUGCCGAUUACGAUGUUUUGUCUUCAUGCGGUACUGGCGCUGCCCUCCCGCCAUCGAUGGUGUUGCACGCCCCAGCGUUGCUUCGCAUCACGCAUUCCGCCAACGGCUCUGCUUCCCCCCUCUGCCAUCUGCGAGUCGAGAGCGCCACAAGAUAGCUUACUUAUGUGCGACGGCUCUGCCCGCCUCCUGCUUGCUAUGCUGUUGGAAUCGUGGCCGGUUUCCCCCCCACACCCUUCACUUUCGAAACGGAGGAUAUCGAUUGCCUUUAAUCGAUCAGCACGUCUUCUCUGUCGUUCGGGGGAAGCGGUACCUUGUUGUUUCACCCGAACAACGUGUUUGUGACCCGCUAGUAUCUUGUGUUUUUUGUUAUCGUGUGCGCGGCUGCUACAAUACCUUGACCGACCGCUACACAGUAGACAGGCGUUCGAUGUUGGCGUUGUUGGAUAGUCAGGAAGACGUUGACACGGGCGGCAAUACUGCUGUACAUGGAAGUUGGCGACGGAGCACGUCAUAUCAUUAGACGCGAGGCCAACCUAGAUACGUUAGACACAAUGCUAACUAGAUGUGUACGUGCGUGUGCAGUUUUUUUUGUGACUCAGGCAACGAAACGUGGUAAACGAACGUGUGUUGCUCUGUAAUAUUUUCAUAUUCCGGUGUAGGUAGACUACUGUAGAAUAUCUGCACGAGCAACCGACUAAAGGCUCACACACUGCAACUGCUGCAUCUUCUACAAAUGGACUUAUGUGUACACGCGGCGGUCUCACUUGUCACUUGAGGGAAUGGACUUGGAUCCAAGCGAAGUUGUGAUGUAUCUAUACGAAGUGUGAUUCGCACAGAUUUGCGAUAAAUGAUGGUGUACGUGACCAAACGGAAGAUUGGUCACUUGAGUAUAAGAAGACGGGACUCCGUGCGGACAUACAACACACGCGGUGAGGAUCUCACUGCGCUGGCUCAGAAAUGCACACCGUAUAUGACACAAGAUAACUCACACCCUUGACCGAUUUUCGAAGCUCGAUUUCUCAACUGCAGGAACAGUCAAAGCGCCG